Pan troglodytes (chimpanzee) is the source of this 2736-nucleotide messenger RNA. It is a transcript of the gene KRT23, whose product is annotated as keratin 23. Gene Ontology annotation, cellular component: cytoskeleton. The coding region runs from base 1520 to 2449 and encodes 309 amino acids. The transcript has 9 exons. The record is from RefSeq and is a predicted model, not a curated record. Gene Ontology annotation, biological process: epithelial cell differentiation; intermediate filament organization. Gene Ontology annotation, molecular function: structural molecule activity. NCBI's taxonomy places the organism in Eukaryota, Metazoa, Chordata, Mammalia, Primates, Hominidae.
AGACUGCUUCUUUAUUCAUUCCUAACCUUUACCUUGGCAGAUGAAAUAUAAGAUUCAUCAACCACAUUUGACAGCCCAUGGCAGGUUUCCUGUUUUCCAUCGUCCCUCUGCAGGUCACAGACACACAGAGCCCAGCCGUGGCAGGCUCAGCCAGGGUCCGGGGCUGCUAACAACGGCUACGUUCCUCCCCCAGCCAAGGGAAAUCCUGAGCGCAGGCCAGGGUUGUUUGGUUUUGAGGUGUGCUGGGAUGAAAGGCACCCCGGAAGUGGAAGGUUCGGUCAUUCAUUAAUUAAUUAUAUCUAUAAUUGAGGGUUUGUUCUUAAGAGCGAGUCCUUUGAAAGUACUUUCCUUCAAACAGUGACUGCCACAAAGGCAUCAGAUAUUCACCACCUUCUCGGCUGCCUCAGCACAGCAAGCUUUAUUCUGGGACCCGAGAUCCUGUUCUGAGCUGGCUUUCCCUUCUCCAGGCUCGCUCACCCUCCCUUUAGAGGUGGGGCUUAUUGGGGGUGGAAAAAGGUGUGUGUAUCUCUGUUGUUUAAUGUCUGGUUUUUUGUUGCUGUUGUUGUUGUUUGGUUUUGGUUUUGGUUUUUGGUUUUUUUUAAGGAAAUCUAUACUACAUCGAAUAUGCUUUCUUUUGGGUGGACUUUAACCUAACCCUUUCCAGGUAAAUGAACAAUGGAAAAACUUCACGGCAAGAUUAGAAAGAUACCUGAGCCUAAUACCCGCCUGAUGUCGUGGGCCACACCUCCGGGUUACCAGGGGAAGGGAGGAAGCAAACUGUCAUAUUGAUGUGGCUCUAAACAACAACAGUGUGCGAAGGCCCAGGGGCACUUUGGGAUUGACCAAGAGGAAACACAAGUUGCACAAUGAUACGAUCUUGUUGGUACAAUUGUCAGAGAAGGGAACUCCCACAGCAAAGGCCAUAAAACCAUCCAGGGCAGUCUGGGGCGGCUCAGUUCUGCGGUGCCAGGGAGUGGAGCAGAGCUCAGCCCCGUCCCAAACACAGAUGGGACCAUGAACUCCGGACACAGCUUCAGCCAGACCCCCUCGGCCUCCUUCCAUGGCGCCGGAGGUGGCUGGGGCCGGCCCAGGAGCUUCCCCAGGGCUCCCACCGUCCAUGGCGGUGCGGGGGGAGCCCGCAUCUCCCUGUCCUUCACCACGCGGAGCUGCCCACCCGCUGGAGGGUCUUGGGGUUCUGGAAGAAGCAGCCCCCUCCUAGGCGGAAAUGGGAAGGCCACCAUGCAGAAUCUCAACGACCGCCUGGCCUCCUACCUGGAGAAGGUUCGCGCCCUGGAGGAGGCCAACAUGAAGCUGGAAAGCCGCAUCCUGAAAUGGCACCAGCAGAGAGAUCCUGGCAGUAAGAAAGAUUAUUCCCAGUAUGAGGAAAACAUCACACACCUGCAGGAGCAGGCAUCCUGCUGGAUAUUUAAUACACAUGUCAACACUAUCCAAGAGUCUUCUGCAAUGAUGGAAAUGUUCCAUAUUAUUUUAUUUGAUUCUGCAAGAACCCUGUAAGGAAAUGGAAGCUUGGAAAAAAAGUGAAAUAGCCAUCCAAAGCCAUCAGCAAGAAGCAGAGAUAGUGGAUGGUAAGAUGACCAAUGCUCAGAUUAUUCUUCUCAUUGACAAUGCCAGGAUGGCAGUGGAUGACUUCAACCUCAAGUAUGAAAAUGAACACUCCUUUAAGAAAGACUUGGAAAUUGAAGUCGAGGGCCUCCGAAGGACCUUAGACAACCUGACCAUUGUCACAACAGACCUAGAACAGGAGGUGGAAGGAAUGAGGAAAGAGCUCAUUCUCAUGAAGAAGCACCAUGAGCAGGAAAUGGAGAAGCAUCAUGUGCCAAGUGACUUCAAUGUCAAUGUGAAGGUGGAUACAGGUCCCAGGGAAGAUCUGAUUAAGGUCCUGGAGGAUAUGAGACAAGAAUAUGAGCUUAUAAUAAAGAAGAAGCAUCGAGACUUGGACACUUGGUAUAAAGAACAGUCUGCAGCCAUGUCCCAGGAGGCAGCCAGUCCAGCCACUGUGCAGAGCAGACAAGGUGACAUCCACGAACUGAAGUGCACAUUCCAGGCCCUGGAGAUUGACCUGCAGGCACAGUACAGCACGAAAUCUGCUUUGGAAAACAUGUUAUCCGAGACCCAGUCUCGGUACUCCUGCAAGCUCCAGGACAUGCAAGAGAUCAUCUCCCACUAUGAGGAGGAACUGAUGCAGCUACGCCACGAACUGGAGCGGCAGAACAACGAAUACCAAGUGCUGCUGGGCAUCAAAACCCACCUGGAGAAGGAAAUCACCACGUACCGACGGCUCCUGGAGGGAGAGAGUGAAGGGACACGGGAAGAAUCAAAGUCGAGCAUGAAAGUGUCUGCAACUCCAAAGAUCAAGGCCAUAACCCAGGAGACCAUCAACGGAAGAUUAGUUCUUUGUCAAGUGAAUGAAAUCCAAAAGCACGCAUGAGAACAAUGAAAGUUUCCGCCUGUUGUAAAAUCUAUUUUCCCCCAAGGAAAGUCCUUGCGCAGACACCAGUGAGUGAGUUCUAAAAGAUACCCUUGGAAUUAUCAGACUCAGAAACUUUUAUUUUUUUUUCUGUAACAGUCUCACCAGACUUCUCAUAAUGCUCUUAAUAUAUUGCACUUUUCUAAUCAAAGUGCGAGUUUAUGAGGGUAAAGCUCUACUUUCCUACUGCAGCCUUCAGAGUCUCAUCAUUUUGCAUCUAUUUUGUAGCCAAUAAAACUCCACACUAG